GGAGCGUGAUUGGUUGGUGGCUUCGUCCAAUCGGCGACGGACUGUCGGAUUCAAAUCCAGAUCGUUGGGCCUGCGGUCGUUGGCCUCAUUCGAGUCGUUGCGCCGGCCCCAGGCGGACGUGGAGCUCCUUGCGCCCGGUUUCCUGCUCCUGUUUUCUCCUCCGCGCGCCGGCAGGAUGGCUCACAAGCAGAUCUACUACUCAGACAAGUACUUCGACGAGCACUACGAGUACCGGCAUGUCAUGUUACCCAGAGAACUCUCUAAACAAGUACCCAAAACUCAUCUGAUGUCCGAGGAGGAGUGGAGGAGACUUGGUGUCCAACAGAGUCUAGGAUGGGUUCAUUACAUGAUUCAUGAGCCAGAGCCGCAUAUUCUUCUCUUUCGACGACCUCUUCCAAAAGAACAGCAGAAAUGAAGUACAACUGGGAUCAUCUAAUGUUUCAAAUUUAAUGUAUAUGUGUAUAUAAGGUAGUAUUCAGUGAAUACUUGAAGAAUGUACAAAGCUUUCAUCCACACCUGUGCAGGAGCUGUAUUCUUCACAGCAACAGAGCGCAGUUAAACGCAACUGCAAGUAGGGUUAUUUUAAGUUGUUGAAGAAAUUUUCUUGUAGUUUUUUCUUAAUAUAAAUGCCUGUUUUACUUUACCUGUUUUGUUAAAAUAAAGUUUGUAUAUUGCAUUUAUA
This is a messenger RNA of Arvicanthis niloticus (Nile rat), 682 nucleotides long. RefSeq names its product CDC28 protein kinase regulatory subunit 2 (gene Cks2). Gene Ontology annotation, molecular function: cyclin-dependent protein serine/threonine kinase regulator activity. The record is from RefSeq and is a predicted model, not a curated record. Lineage: Eukaryota; Metazoa; Chordata; Mammalia; Rodentia; Muridae.